CCGUACCCGCUCGUCCGCCUCUUUUUCAAUUCACUUCCUACGUCGAGUUGAUCACGUUGAAAUUGGCUGUUCGAAUCCGCUCCUAACAAGCACCAACUUCCUACGCAAUUUCAAAGUGCAUCCGCAUUUUAAGGGACAACCCGAAAAUCAAAUCCGCCAUGUUGAACUAGGGAACUUGGGGCUUUUGCCGUCUUUUCGUGAAAGUCGUCCCGAAUUUCGCAGCGGCGCCGUUAUAAGGAGCCGAGAAGAAGCACCUCGACAACUGUUCUUCCGGCCACACGAUCCGGAAUUGCUGGUGGAGAGAGAUCCGCAGGAAACGGAAAGUGCCGUGCGAAAGGCACCACGUUUUUUUUUUUUUUGUGUGUGUGUGUGUGUGUGUGUGUCUGUGUCUGUGUGCGUGUGUGUCUGUGUGGACGUUGACGGUCCCACACCAGUGCGUGUACGCGGGUUUGCUAAGACAUUUGGCAGUAGGACCAUCUUCUCGCUAGCCAACAAGAUCGUUCGUGUUUUUAUUUUUGGGGCGGCCCAUUUCUCGGCUCAGAAAACAGAAAAAAGAAAAAAGAAACAAAACAUAAAACACAAUUCGAAUUUACGGCGAUGGAUUUCAGCAGCGGCGGAUCGGCUUCGACGGGAGGCAGUAAAAACUACAACGUGACAGCGAGCCUCCAUCAUCACCAUCAGCAGCAAGUUCAUCACGGCAGCGGCCACACUCACCCGUCGCAUCACGCGGUCUCUCAACAUGCGUUGCAUCAUCACAGCGGCGGCCACAUCAGCCCGCCGCACUCGCACCAUCAGCUGGGACACCAACUGGUCGGCCAAGGUUCGACGGCGUCGACGGCCACCGUCGUCAAGUCGGAAGAGAGCGCGACCAACAACAACGACAACAACAACAUGGCGACGUCGUCGACGACCAUUGCCUCGCAACAGCAGCAAACGGCCGCCCAGCAACUGGCGCUGGCCGGUUUCGGUGUCAGCGCAGCCGGAGUCAACCUUUCCGUCAAUAUCGGCGUUAACAUCACCGGCGUCACUCCCGAAUCCGCCGCCGCUCCUUGGGCCACUGCCGCCGCCUACACCUCCAGAUUCCCGACGUUCGCCAGUCCGACCACGUUGGAACAAUUGAAGCAAAGCAUUGAGCAACAGGCGCAACAACAUCAUCAGCGCAGCGGUGGGGUUAAGAAUUUUUUGGGAGGAUCGGGUCACGGAGGACAUCACCACCUGGCCGGCCACUCGUCGGCCAUCGGUUCUUCGGUGUCUUCGGCGUCUGUGGUGGGAUCGUCGGGCAAUCAUCACCAUCACCACCACCAUCAGACGUCGGGUGCGCUGGUAGGAGGCCCUUCUCAUCAUCACCAUUCCGUGCAUCACCACCAUCAUCAUCAAAACUAUCACGCCGGGGUGGCUGUGACGGCCACGGCGGGUGGCCACCAUCACAGUGUCGUCAAUCCGGCCAGUUCGGCCACGUCGCACUUCGCCGCCGGAUUCGCCGCGGCCGCGGUGGCCGCAGCGGCCGUCGGCUCCCUGCAACAGCAGCAACACGAAUCGAACGCCGGCAGCGGCGGCCAGCAGAACGGCCUCUUGCCAACAUCGACGAGUUCGUCUAGUAAACUGGCCAGUUCGUCCGCUUUGGCCGGCGCUACUGGCAACGCUGAAAAACGCAAUCAUCAAAGAACUAAAGCAGAGCAGUUGCAGCAACAACAACAACAACAGCAGCAACAGCAACAAUCGAGUCCGUCCCAUCCGGGAUCGAGGACGUCGCCCGAUUUCGAAUCGAAUUACAAGUCGGCCUGGACUUCACCCACCGCUUCGCAGGCAUCCGGUUAUGGAUCUCACAAUACGUCGUCAUCGACAGCGCUCACAGUGGUGGCCAAGACGACGUCCAGCACGUCCACCGACAGCCAACACCUACGUCAGUCAGAUCCGUAUCAAAUGUUUGGUGCCACUAGUAGCAGAUUGGCCAGUUCAGGUUCCGGCCAGAUCCAGCUGUGGCAGUUCUUGCUGGAACUCUUGUCCGACUCGUCCAACGCGGCCUGCAUCACCUGGGAAGGCACCAACGGCGAAUUCAAACUUACCGAUCCCGACGAGGUCGCCAGACGCUGGGGCGAACGGAAAUCUAAACCCAACAUGAACUACGACAAACUCAGCCGAGCUCUACGCUAUUACUACGACAAGAACAUCAUGAGCAAAGUGCACGGCAAACGCUACGCCUACAAGUUCGAUUUCCAAGGGUUAGCGGCAGCGACGCAGCCGACGCCCACCGAUCCGGCCUACAAAUACCAGUCGGACUUGUUCAUGACGUCGUAUCACGCCGCCGGAUCUAAGUUCAAUCUGGUCGGCGCCCAUUCGGCCAUGAGCUCUUCACCAGACGUGUGUUUUAACGUAGGUGCCAUCUUCCCGCCACCGUCGCCCUACUGGUCAACCAACCCCGGCGGCGUCAGCGCGGCCAACCUCUAUUCCAACAUGCCCAUGAGCGGCCACGCCCUUCAGCACCACCAUCAUCACCACCCGGGACACGUCACUUCCCAUCUAGGAUCUUAUCCGCACUACGCUUGAAGAAGAAAAAAGGACUAUUAACGGUUCCAGGGCAAAAGAAAAAAAAAAAAAAAUAAAAAUAACCUGCAUUUUUCACCUCUUU
Messenger RNA from Daphnia carinata, 2629 nucleotides. RefSeq names its product DNA-binding protein D-ETS-3-like. Bases 598 to 2547 code for a protein of 649 amino acids. Gene Ontology annotation, molecular function: sequence-specific DNA binding; DNA-binding transcription factor activity, RNA polymerase II-specific. NCBI's taxonomy places the organism in Eukaryota, Metazoa, Arthropoda, Branchiopoda, Diplostraca, Daphniidae. Gene Ontology annotation, cellular component: nucleus. Gene Ontology annotation, biological process: regulation of transcription by RNA polymerase II; cell differentiation. The transcript is spliced from 10 exons. The record is from RefSeq and is a predicted model, not a curated record.